ACUGCAGCUCAAUGCCGAAAGUGACAAGCAUUAAAAGAGAAAACCUAGAUAACCAUGGCUUCAAGACUUUUCAUUUUCAUUUUGUUGUACUGUUGCCAUUAUGCUAUUACUGAAGCCUGUACCGAGGGAUGGUUUGGCCCCAGCUGUCAGUAUAAGUGUCACUGCCUCAACAAUGACUGUGACAGUGAUGGACGUUGUGUUGACAGUGAGACCUGUGAGCCCGGAUGGUUCGGGCCGCUAUGCCAAUACUAUGAUCUAGCACAAAGGACAAGUAGUGUUGCACCAAGUUGUAGCCAGACGACAGACAACAAUGAUAAGACCUGUUCCAGCCUACAGACGCUAGAGUUUAACUGGUCUAUUGGCUACCAGUUCACGUGGUUCCGAAUAGUUCUGGCUCAACCUGGUUCUCUGGAUAAGCUAGUUGUCAGCCUUAAGGAAAGUAGCCGCAGUCUUGCGAAUAUCACAUGUUCUGAUCAAGGACAAUACAAAGUAAAUGAGAAAAUAACAGACAUCGUUUGCAAUAUAAGAGUUACAGCUACCCGAAUCACAUUUGACUUUCAAUCUAUUACAACUGUUUGUUCAGUUUAUAUUAGUGGAGGUCGAAAUGUUGCUUUAAAACAAGCAACUGUACAGUCGAGUGACUAUUCUGAUCUAAGAGGUGUAUACCUUUCUUCUAAAGCUGUAGACGGGAAUAACAGUGGUAACAUUUUGGAGCUGUCAUGUUCACACACACAAAGUGAAAGUUUUAAUUUUUGGAAAGUUUUUUUCAACAGACCUUAUGACAUCAACAGAUAUGUUAUUUACAACAGAGAUAAUCUUCGAGAAAGGCUAUCUGGUUUUGUAUUGGUAACCAGAGACAGUGUUAACCGAUCCUUGUUUACGUUCACCGAUCCAGCCGUCAAUAUGGACGUCGGUGUAUACAACAUAACAAGUAAAACAUCAGUUGCUGCCACAUACACCCAAAUAAGUGGAACAACAUUCUUGACCUUAUGUGAAGUUGAAAUAUACGGCGAUAAUCACUGUUCACAAAUAUAUUUCGGGCUUGAAUGUAAUAUGAACUGUAAUUGUAUGAACCCAACUGAGAAAUGUUUUGUAGCUACAGGCGGAUGUCGGUCUGGUUGUGCUGCUGGUUAUCAAGGGGAGGGGUGCUUACAAGAGUGUGGUGCCACAACAUACGGCAUCAACUGCAGUUUGAGAUGCAGCAUCAACUGUCUAAGACAGCAAUGUCACCAUAUCAAUGGUUCAUGUGAAGAAUGUGUGGCAGGCAGAGAAGGAGCUUUUUGUGAAGAAGGAUGUGUUAGCGGUUUGUACGGAGACACAUGCCAGUAUAACGAAACGGAUCUUUGGUGCAACAAAUUCAAUGGGACGUGUGUGUAUGGCUUAGGAGAUGUUUUACAUGGAAACGUACGGAGCAAUGAUGAUAGACUGGCAGAAGGUAUCGGAAUAGGCAUUGGAAUUAUGUGUGUCGUGUUUCUAGUAGUAGCAGUUGCUAUGUUCAUCAUUCGUAGAUGUGUAACGACGACUAACUUAACUGUUGAAAUACGUCCAAGGGAACAACAAAGCGAAACAACCCAGUAUUCCCACACAGAAAACAGCGGUGCACAAGCAGGACAAUCAUCACACCAAUACGAUGAAAUUAUACUUGACACUGGAGCUUACGAUCACAUCACCCCACACAACACAAUGCCAUCACAUUAUGAACGUGUUGAUAUAAACACAGAAAACAGUCACAUAUAAAUAUGUUAAGGUUGUUAUACUUUAUAGUAUUAUUUUUCUAUAUAGCGCAUAUAAUAUA
Physella acuta is the source of this 1795-nucleotide messenger RNA. RefSeq lists its product as uncharacterized. The record is from RefSeq and is a predicted model, not a curated record. NCBI's taxonomy places the organism in Eukaryota, Metazoa, Mollusca, Gastropoda, Physidae. Gene Ontology annotation, molecular function: scavenger receptor activity.